AUGAACAAACACUGUAUCUUUCAGGCGCAAAUGCUCCAACGAGCGGCGGGAUUAGCGGCUGGAGAAGAGAGCGAGGAGGCUUGGUACUUAGUGCAUCUUUUCCAACGUACGCAGCCUCGUGAACUCCUCCGAAUUUGCCACUUCACAUUAGCCACAUUCCUCGAACUCAAUUACGAAUAUUUUGAUGAGGGCUGGCCACUUCAGUCUCAAUUGGUCGGCUCCUCAACAUUUGCCCCUGCUGCCUCUUCCUCAUCCUCGUGUCAACGUGGCUGCAUACUGAAAGGCAAGGCGCAGCGGCUUCGAUCGCGUUCGCCACCGCUCCCACAGACCAAGGAGGAGACGUUGGCAGUGACAUCGAGACAGCACUCUUCAACAGGUAAUCAAACGGAACAUUUGGCUUCCACGCCGUCCAAGUCGACGUCUAAGAAACUGGCCUGGCUGAAGGGAAAGUACCUGUUGCCUUCAAAGCUGUCAGUUUUCACACCGAACUCUUCUCCUGCUCCUUUGGCAAGUAUGAAUCGCUCAGUGUCUGUUGUGACACCAUCAACGACCUACGCGAAAUUGACGUCCGCCUCCACGUCCGAUUUCUCUGACGUUAACAAACAUUCACAAGGAUUUCCGUAUUAUGAGAAUCCUGACUAUAUCCUUUGCCGCUAUAUUUCUGACUUCAUGCUGGAAACUCCUGGUCUGGUGUUAACAGAAGGUCUAUUUCGCCGUCCAGGCAGUUUAUCGCGAACAAAACAGUUGUACAGUGACUUGAAAGAGUGUUUAAUGUCAAAAAGUAUAGGCAGAUGUGUAAUUCGUUCAGGUGCUUCCUUGACGUUUCUAUCCAAUACAUCGUCCACUGUCCCCCGAUCCACGAUCCCUUCCAUCCACAAUCGCCAUUCGGAGCGUCGAGUGGCCGUCUACAACUUGCUGAGGUCAGCUCUGGUUUACGAUGUCACCAGUGUCCUUCUUCGCUGCCUCUCCUCCGCCCGAAUAAACCCUACCUCUGAUAGCGGACUCAUUCCUGCCGAAGCCACUGACCUUUUUAUAAAAACCACGAGUCUGCAAUACAACCUUAAGGACGGGGAUCCUGUCUACACCCUGGACUCCACUACUGAUUGGAUGCAUCUUCUCUGCCACGGAAGACAGCUCCUUGCCUAUCGAAUCAUCAUCCAACUGCUUCUUCCUGUCCCUGAACGUCAUCUCCUUCUUAAAUUACUCGCUCUUCUUCACAAAAUCGCCUCUAAUACCCAGGAGACGAAAAUGUCCUCGGAGGCUCUGGCACGGUGUCUAGCCGUCGCGGUGUUCGGAAUUCCUGAUGAUGCAGUAGCCAUGGGCCGUUACAUUGACACGCUGAUCAAUCUGAUCGAACUGUUUGAAGACUUAGAAACUCUUCCGAGGAUGGUCUACCAACAAGUGCGCAACUUUUUGAGGUCAAAAUUGGGCUCUUCGCCAAUGAAAAAUCCCAUUAGAGUGAAUGCACAGCAAGCCAACUGCAGUCCUGCUAUGGUGGACAAGUCUGUGCUCAAACGUAGUUGGGCUACUUGUCAGGUUUCUGUUGAUGCCAGUGACCUGUCAUCGGUGAGAAUGUUGUUCUUGUGA
This is a messenger RNA of Hydatigera taeniaeformis, 1587 nucleotides long. NCBI's taxonomy places the organism in Eukaryota, Metazoa, Platyhelminthes, Cestoda, Cyclophyllidea, Taeniidae. The record is from the annotation of a GenBank genome assembly.